CCCUUUGUCAAAAGCAGGGUGCGACAAGCACGGUCUUGAUUAGCACGCUCUCGGCAGCUGAGUUUACCUACCCAGCAGGCAGCACUCAGCAGCUGCAGCGGCUCCCGCCCGUUGACUUGCUUUUCCAUCGCCUCUCCACGACUAGAGGAGAUGUCUGAGGUGGUGGCGAUGGCGGGGCAGGCGUACAUGAGGCAACUGCUGGCCCACCCGCUGCGCACCAAGGCCAUCACCUCCGGCGUCCUGGCCGGCUGCAGCGACGCCGUCGCCCAGAAGAUCUCCGGCGUCCCCAAGCUCCAACUCAGGAGGCUCCUCCUCAUCGCGCUAUACGGAUUUGCAUACGCGGGACCGUUUGGACAUUUCCUCCACAAGCUCAUGGAUAGGUUUUUCAAGGGCAAGAAAGGAAAAGAAACGACAGCCAAGAAGGUCUUAGUAGAACAGCUGACCGCAUCUCCAUGGAACAACAUGAUGUUUAUGAUGUAUUAUGGUCUGGUCGUUGAAGGGAGACCAUUCGGACAAGUGAAGAGCAAGGUGAAGAAGGACUAUGCAUCUGUUCAGCUGACAUCUUGGAAGUUCUGGCCAAUUGUAAGUUGGAUCAACCAUGAGUACAUGCCACUCCAACUCCGAGUUCUUUUCCAUAGCUUCGUCGCAUCCUGCUGGGCGGUGUUUUUAAACCUCAAGGCAGCAAGAUCCAUCGCAAAUACUCCUACUAAGAAGGCAUAAACAAAGGCAGCUAUCGACGGAAUAAAUGCCAUGAUCUGAACUGCCGCCUGAAAGCAAAACCAACAUGUGUAUCAACUGGGCGGCUAGGCCUGAAUUUUCUUUUACAGAGGGAGAGGAACAAUGGAAUUGAAUUAUAUUGUUUGCUGCGACUAGUUUGCGCGCAUUGGUCUCCUGCCUUUUCAUUUCGUAAAUUGUUGUUUGCUCUUCCCAUCCUAUCAACGACGUCCGUAGUAUGUAUCUAUUUUUAAGUAGAAUCAAAGUUGGUUUACAGGCAAAAAAAAUAUAUGGACUCUUGUUUCUCUGAAAUAUAAUUAGUUUGCCCCCCUUUCAUUU
Molecule: messenger RNA, 1053 nt
Organism: Panicum virgatum (switchgrass)
Lineage: Eukaryota; Viridiplantae; Streptophyta; Magnoliopsida; Poales; Poaceae
Product: peroxisomal membrane protein PMP22
Exons: 7
Coding region: 151-720 (189 amino acids)
Cellular component (GO): membrane; cytoplasm
Source: RefSeq, a predicted model, not a curated record